Cladocopium goreaui is the source of this 984-nucleotide messenger RNA. NCBI's taxonomy places the organism in Eukaryota, Dinophyceae, Suessiales, Symbiodiniaceae. The record is from the annotation of a GenBank genome assembly.
AUGCCACGCGUUUUGGUUACUCCGGCGAUGCUGCAUGAAAAGGGCGGUCCGUUUCGUGACAUACUCGAAGCAGCGGGACUUGAAGUGGUGUUUCCGACCGGCGGGCUGGCGUUGAUGGACCCGGUGACAUUGCAGUCGAAUCUCGAGGGGAUCGAUGCGGUGCUGGCGGGCAUGGAACCGUUCAAUCGCGACGUGCUGAGCACGACCAAACUGCGGGCUAUCGCGCGUAUGGGCGUAGGAUACGAUGCGAUUGAUGUACCGGCGGCUACUGACUGCGGUGUGCCGGUGACGAUUACCCCGGGGACGAAUGAGCCUUCUGUGGCCGAGCAAACGCUGGCCCUGAUUUUCGGCGUGAUGCGCGGACUGCCCGAGCGGGCGCGGGAGGUUCGUAGCGGGCAUUGGCUGCGUCAGACGUUACCGCGACUGGAAGGCAAGACACUGGGGCUGGUCGGGCUGGGCCGCAUCGGCAAGGCAUUGGUCCCGAAAGCGCAUGGGCUGGGGUUGAAGGUGAUUGCCUACGAUCCGUUUGUGGCGCCCGAGUUGGCCGUGGAGUUGGGUGUUCGAUUGUGCUCGCUCGACGAACUGCUGGAAGAAGCCGACAUCGUGAGCUUGCAUUGCCCCUUGAAUGCCGAGACGCGGAAUCUGAUCGAUGCCGACGCGAUGGCGAAGAUGAAGGUUGGUUCGGUGUUGAUCAAUGCCGCCCGGGGUGGAAUCGUGGACGAAGGGGCGCUGGCCGACGCCUUGCGCCGUGGGCACUUGAUGGGGGCGGGGCUUGACGUGUUCGAGACUGAGCCGUUGCCACUGGAGAGCCCAUUGCUGGGGCUGGACAACAUAGUGCUCACACCGCACAUGGGCGGAUUGGAUCACGAAUCGCAGGUGGCCAUGAGCAGCCUGGCGGCCGAGUGCAUCGCCAAGCUGUACCAAGGGCAAUGGCCUGAGGGGUGCGUGGUGAACGAUGAGCUUCGCGAAGGCUGGAAGUGGUAA